Messenger RNA from Chinchilla lanigera (long-tailed chinchilla), 1827 nucleotides. RefSeq names its product insulin-like 4 (placenta) (gene Insl4). Gene Ontology annotation, cellular component: extracellular region. Gene Ontology annotation, molecular function: hormone activity. The transcript has 2 exons. Lineage: Eukaryota; Metazoa; Chordata; Mammalia; Rodentia; Chinchillidae. The coding region runs from base 787 to 1224 and encodes 145 amino acids. The record is from RefSeq and is a predicted model, not a curated record.
AAAAACAAAAAAAAGAAAAAGACUGAAUGGAAAUAUAAGAAUGAAUGAAAAAAUACACUGUAAAUUUUAGACAUCACUGUAUGAGCAUAAGGUGAUGUUACUGAGAAUUUUCCUACUUUGCACAGAACUUGUUUUAACCACCAUUAGUUUUCCAUGGUUUAUGAAGAUAACUCUAUCUGUUCAUCUCAAUAGCAUGGAUAAAUAUACCAAGCACUAUAGCAGUCUCAUUAGAACCUUUUAGUACUUUGAAGAAGAAAUAGAAACAAAUGUGAGGCAGUCAGUGGGAAAAUUUGAGAUAAACUCUAGUAGUGGCUUUACAAGUCAGUUAUAUUUAUUUUGUGUAACUACACUUCCUACAAUCCCAAUGCUGUGUUUUUGAGGUUAGAAAACAAACACCAAAAAGGUUGCAAGUGCUGUGUUUCAGUAAGCAUAAAACUAGUGUAGAGGAAGAAAGAAAUUGAAAAGGAAAGAAGGCAAUUCAGAUUGUUUAAACAGCACAGAGGAAAACAACCUUGAGAGGAUAAAGAGGCACAGAAUGUGUGAGGCAAGUUGGGGAGAGUGAACUAGAACUGAGAAGGUAAAUUCAGUGGAAAUGGGCGUGGAAGGGGUGGAUCUGAGACCACUGGUUUAAUAGCUAAGUGAUAUUCCAGGGGAUAUAAAAGCCUGAUUAAACCAAGUAGGGAAAGAGGCCUGAGGUGGUCACACAGGCACAGGUGUGUGGACAACAGCAACAGCAGUCCCCAGAGUGAGGCUGAAAAGCCCAGGGCACAAGCUACCAGGUCCAAGAUGACCUGCAUGUUCGUAACCUACCUGCUAGGGAUCUGGCUGUUGCUGAGUCAGUUGCCCGGUGAGACCACUGCAGGUCUGGUGGAUAAGCUGCGUUAUCUGAUAUGUAACAACCCACUGGUGGAUCGACUUGAGAGAAGAUGCAUGAGAAUACAAGCAGUGGACCCAACUCCUGUGGAUGGAUUGGCAGUGCAGCCACGAGGACUGUCAGAAUUCCCAGGAUUGUUCACCCACAGAGAUUCAGAAGCCUUAAAUAUUUUGGUGAAAUUCAUUCCUGAACCGCCACAGGAGCUGAAAGCAAUGUUUUCUGAUGAGCAGUCAUUAUUGAGGACACUAAACCAUCCAAAAGACCGGGCAAUGUUAUUUACUGUGUUUGUCAGACUUUGUUGUAAAUUUAAUUGUGUCCAGCAAACUAAGAUGUUAAUUUGUAAUUAUUAAUCCAUUGUGCAAUCUUCAUUUCUAAUCUUGAAUAUACCUCCACUGUUGUCUAAAUCACUCACCACUGAUUAUUAAAAUUAUGGGAAAUUAUCAAUGUUUUUUCAUUUUUCUGAAACAGUCUCCCUAAGGCUAUUCUUUGUGUCAACAGUUAAUCCUUUUUACUAAAGAAGUCUUCACGUCUUUUAAAAAAAAAAAAGAUCUGCCUGGUAAGGAUGAGGCCCUGAGUUCAUUCCACCUACCACCCCCAAAUAAUAAUGAUGCUGGUAUAAUGACAUCAACUGCUCUAAAUCUUACUUACCUUAAAAUGAUAAUGAAGUCUUUAUCAUGAUAACACAAUGACUCACUGUGAUAUCCUCCUAAUGUCAGGCUAAAUAAAAAGGCCUGAAAGUGUCAAUUAAGACCAUGUAAAGAUAUAACCACAAGCCUUGGAAGUUUUUACUUAACUCAAAAUGGACAUACUUUGCCUUAUUAAUAUAUUACUGCAAGUAAGCAGGUUAAGCGUUUGGAUUUUUAUGGCCAAAUGAACUUGAUUCAAAAUAGGGAUGUUUCAUGUUUUUGAGGGACUCAACUGUAUACCUUGAAAUAAUAAAAUACUUUGUAUGA